Messenger RNA from Brassica oleracea var. oleracea, 2540 nucleotides. Its product is annotated as protein trichome birefringence-like 16. The coding region runs from base 607 to 2319 and encodes 570 amino acids. The record is from RefSeq and is a predicted model, not a curated record. Gene Ontology annotation, cellular component: Golgi apparatus. Gene Ontology annotation, biological process: plant-type secondary cell wall biogenesis; xyloglucan metabolic process; xylan biosynthetic process. Gene Ontology annotation, molecular function: acetyltransferase activity. NCBI's taxonomy places the organism in Eukaryota, Viridiplantae, Streptophyta, Magnoliopsida, Brassicales, Brassicaceae. The transcript has 6 exons.
GAUCUGAUCUACUCGUUUCGUCUCUCAUAAAACUGUAUAUGGAAAAGUUUCCUUUCGUGUUGCCGGGUGUUAAUGUGAAUCUCCUUAAUUAGUAAUAUUGAGGAGAGAUUAGUUUAGUUGCUUUCUGACUUGGGGAUCAAAAGAUCAAACCUUUCUUGUUCUGUAGUAUUGCCUCAUUCUCUAUAACUUUGACUGAAUCAACCAAUUCAAUUAAUGUGUGUUUUCUUUACCAGUUUUAGUUUGUAUGGAACAGUGUUUUGGUAGGUGGGAUUUGCUAAUUUAGCUAUUUGUGUAUAUGAUUUACCCAUCAAAUUUGACUCUUAAAUGAUUAAACUUUUUUUUUUGACCAAAAAAUGAUUAAACUUUUCUUUCUGGAUGCACUUUUGGUGUCUCCUGUUAUGGGAUCAGUGUGCAAGGAUGUGUUUUUUUCUUCUAUUGCUAAAAGUGCAUCCAGAAAGUUUUCUUGAUCUUAUAUGGUUUGACAAGGAAUCUACUACUAAUGAGAUGUAAGUUGGUGAUCACACUGAACAUCGAGUUAGCUGGACAUAUUAAGGCUUCUUGAUCUAUAGUGUGAAUGAAAGUUUCUCUGGAACGCCUGAGAAGCAUAUGACCCUCCAUAGAAAUAGGAUGAAAAGAGGAGCUCUUAAACGGAGUGCUAGGCAUAUCUCUGUUGUACUUGUUGUGCUUGUUUGUGCAACCGUCGGCAUAUGGACAUGGGAUAGUAAUCCAACCACGGCCUUUCUUCCACCUGAAAGUCGAAUUUUAAAGCUGGAAACAGUUGCAGAAGAAAAGGCUGAGAAAAUACCUACGGCACAGAAUACUGAAACUAAAGAUAGCUACUCAUCAGCUACACCCUUUGUAAACAAAGAGCAAAACAAAGAGGAUCAGACCGAUAAUAAAGAUACAGAACAAAAACAGAAACAAGUGGAAGAAGUUAGUGUCAGUGAGACGAAUCAAGGGAAACCAUCACCUAUUGAAGAAAAGCACCUAGAGCGAGUGGAACAUGAGGUUAUUGUAAGUGAGCCAAAACAUCAGAAGACACCAACUAGUGAAGAAAAAAAUCUAGAACAAAUAGAACAUGAAGUUAUUGCAAGUGAGCCGAAACAUCAGAACACACCAACUAGUGAAGAAAAUAAACUAAAACAGGUGACACAAGAGGUUUUCGUUGGUGAGGCCGAACCAAAUACAACACAUAUUGAAAACACUACUUCAGAUCCAGAGAAUAAAACUCUUGCAACAGAAGAAGCCAAGAAAGAUAAUGGUAGUACUUCAACCGCUUCCAUCGUCAAUCAAGCUUGCAAUUACGCAAAAGGGAAAUGGGUUGUGGACAAGCACCGUCCUUUGUAUUCAGGACGUCGUUGCAAACCGUGGCUUGCCUCUAUGUGGGCGUGCAGGUUAAUGCAACGCAAAGACUUCGCCUUCGAAAGGCUAAGAUGGCAACCUAAAGACUGCUCUAUGGAAAACUUUGAGGCUUCCAAGUUCUUGAGAAGGAUGCAGGACAAGACCCUAGCCUUCGUUGGAGACUCGUUAGGAAGACAACAGUUUCAAUCCAUGAUGUGUAUGAUCACAGGAGGCAAGCAAAGACUCAAUGUCCACGACGUGGGACCAGAGUUUGGAUUCAUAACUCCCAGAGGCGGAGCUCGUCCCGGUGGAUGGGCUUAUAGAUUCCAAGAAACCAACACAACGGUCCUAUACCACUGGUCAUCAACCCUCUGCGACAUACAACCGAUCAAAAUCUCCAACCCUUUAACCGAACACGCCAUGCAUCUAGAUCGCCCACCUGCGUUCUUACGCAAUUACCUUCACAAGAUCGAUGUCUUGGUGAUGAACACGGGCCACCACUGGAACCGAGGGAAGCUCAACGGCAACAGAUGGGUGAUGCACGUGAACGGCGUCCCCAACGCUAACAGGAAGCUAGCCGCUCUUGGCGACGCCAAGAACUUCACGAUCCACAGCACUGUGAGUUGGGUUAGCUCACAGCUCACUAACCAUCCGGGUCUUAAGGCCUUCUACAGAAGCCUCUCCCCGAGACAUUUUGUGGGAGGGGAGUGGAACACGGGAGGGAGCUGUAAUAACACGACGCCAAUGUCUAUCGGGAAAGAGGUUUUGCAAGAGGAGUCUAGUGAUUACAGCGCGGGACAUGCGGUCAAAGGUACGGGGGUUAAGCUUUUGGACGUAACGGCGUUGUCUGGUGUUAGAGACGAAGGGCAUAUAUCGAGGUUUGGUGUCUCGGCUUCGAGAGGAGGUCAGGAUUGUCUCCAUUGGUGCUUGCCUGGUGUUCCUGAUACGUGGAAUGAGAUCCUUUUCGCAAUGAUAUAAUGUUUUUGCAUCAGCAGAGAAAGGGGUUGUGAGCCUUUUUGAUAGCUUUUUAUACAACAUUGAGGUAGUAGGGCCUGAGAUGUAAGUUAUAGUAUUUAUUCUGGUACAGGACUUACAGGUAAACAACCAUACCCUGGCUUUGUCAGACCAUGUUUACAGAACAGAACCUAACUCAACUUUUUGUCCUUUUUGAGUCGAUUAAUAGAAAUUUUUGGAAAUUU